UUUUCAACCUUAUAAAUAGAAAAAAAUGAAAGUUUUUUUUUUUGGCCAAACAAAUGAAAGUUGAAUCAUGCGAAUUCUGACUACGAAUAAAAUAAAGCAAGAAUUGAUUGUUCAAACUUGCUUUGAAAUUCUCAGUCAAGUGUUUGCAACCAUGCAUAAGGAAAUGGGACGGCCAGAAAGUUACGUUUUCCUGAAACCAAUUAUUCUCAAAGCACAAAACAAGGCCACUAACAGGAAAUGGGAUUUAAAGCGACAGUUUCCGUUAUAAGAGAAACUGCAUGUAUUAUUUGUUAUGCAAUGAGAACCAGGUACCAUCACCAGCCUGGUUUUGAGCUAUAAAUAAGUGGCAACACGCAUUUGAUUUGAGUUGGAUCACAGUCCCUUACUCUCAUCUCUUUUCUCUCCUUGGCUUGAUCUGAUAUAUCUGACAUUCCUUUUAGUUAUCGUUGAAGCUCAACAAUUACAACUCCACAUCAUGGACAUUCCAGAAACUAAAGGAGCAAAUUCAAGUACCGGACCUGUCAGCGAAAGAAGAGAUUUUCGACCUCAGAGCAACAUGAUCAGGUGGCUCCGGAUAGCCCUCUACGCAAUCUUUGUCGUCUGUGGCCAAACAUCUGCUUCACUGCUUACAAGACUUUAUUUUGAGAAAGGUGGAAGUAGCAAAUGGGUUGGAUCACUUGUACAAGUUGUUGGUUUCCCUGUUAUCCUUCCUUAUUACUUCAUUUCACAACGUAAUUUAGUUACCACACCCAACAGUACCAGUACUGCUGCUGUCAAAACAAAACUAUCAUCGCUCCUUUUGCUCAUUUGCGUCUAUGUAUACCUUGGACUACUUGCGGCUGGAAAUUCGUAUUUGUAUUCAGUUGGCUUUGAGUACCUCCCUGUAUCUAUGGUGGUACUGAUAUCAGCAUCCCAAUUGACCUUUAACGCUUUCUUCUCUUAUUUCCUCAAUUCACAGAAGUUCACUCCGUUCAUCAUCAAUUCUCUUAUUCUUCUAACAAUUUCCUCCGUUCUCCUGGUAGCAAAUGAUAGCUCUGAAAGACCUCAUGGAGUCUCUAAUGAAAAAUAUGUAACUGGGUUCAUAUGCAUCAUUUUUGGAACUGCAGCGUACGGCUUGUCGCUUGCUUCCCAACAGCUGACCUUUCAGAGGGUUCUAAAACGGCAGUCAUUUAAAGUUGUCAUGGAGCUUAUAAUCUACCAAUUCCUUGUUGCAUCCAUUGCUACAUCGAUAGGAUUCUUCGCAUCCGGAGAUUGGAAACUUUUAAAGAGCGAAAUGGAUGGAUAUGCACCUGGGAAGAUUUCCUAUGUCAUGAACCUGCUUUGGACUGCUGUUGCUUGGCAGGUUUCCGUUUUUGGUAGUGUAGCAUUAAUCUUUGAGUUGUCUGCUCUCUUUUCAAAUGUCAUAGGUGCAUUGGGAUUGCCAAUUACUCCAAUAGCUGCCAUUUUCGUUUUCCAUGAGAAAAUGAGUGGUAUAAAGGGAAUAUCUAUGGUGUUGGCUAUUUGGGGCUUCGUUUCCUAUGCCUAUCAGCACUACCUCGACGAUCGUAAGUUGAAUGCUGAAACUAAAAAAGCGAGUGAAUUUUCUGAGGCUUGACGCUCGAUCAGGCUAGCUUCAUCAGUAUAUCAAGGGGAAAGGCCAGUGUCCGUUUAUAUAUCAUCUUCGUUCUGCUUUGUGAAAUCGUUUGAAGUAAUAAUUUUUAUAGCAUAUUAUCUUACCAUAUUUUGCUUUGUUAUCGUGAAUUGGUGAUUGAGAAUCCUUCAUGGGUUUUCAAGCA
Molecule: messenger RNA, 1775 nt
Organism: Durio zibethinus
Lineage: Eukaryota; Viridiplantae; Streptophyta; Magnoliopsida; Malvales; Malvaceae
Product: putative purine permease 10
Cellular component (GO): membrane
Molecular function (GO): purine nucleoside transmembrane transporter activity
Source: RefSeq, a predicted model, not a curated record